AUGGGACGUAAACAAGCUCCGUCUAGAUGCAAUCGCGGCGCCAAACGUCAGGACACCGUGAAUCAAGCUUUACGUGGUAGUAAAAGCCACGUCGGCCAGCAAAAUCAAACAUCUUCAAAGAACUUUGUCGACAAGCAGAAGCUUCAGAAUAAACGCAAACAGCUCCGUAAUCAAUUAGUUGGACGCCAUCGUGGUGUUGUCUCCGGUCUGAGUCUAACAGACUUAGCGAAUCGUGCCACUCAAAGCUCACAAGAAUUUGAUCUCAAUCAAAAUAAAACGCAGCAAACUUCAGUGCAAGACGAACUCGUCAUUAAUGACGCAAGUCGACGUGCUUACAUGAAAGAGCUUCGCAAGGUUGUUGACAAAGCCGACGUUAUCUUAGAGGUGCUCGAUGCCCGCGAUCCCAUGGGUUGUCGUACGCUUGAUAUGGAAGACACAAUUGGAAAUCGUUACGGUAAGAAACUGGUACUAGUUCUCAAUAAGGUUGAUCUAGUGCCUCCGCACGUACUGCAGCCGUGGCUCAAAUACUUGCGGGGCUAUUACCCAACAGUAGCUUUUAAGGCCUCGACUCAAAAUCAGUCAAAGCAUCUUAGCGCUACAUUUGGACGAGCCGACAAAGCAGCGGUGGACGCUGUGAGUGGUAGCAAAGCGGUAGGUACCGACGCACUCAUGCAGCUGCUUAAAAAUUAUUGUCGGAAUCAUGGUCUUAAAACGGCUAUUACUGUUGGAGUGAUUGGCUAUCCAAAUGUGGGCAAAAGUUCUGUUAUAAAUUCAUUGAAACGGAGCAAGGCGGCCAGUGUGUCUAGCAUAGCAGGCCACACGAAGGUGAUGCAAGAAGUGCAUAUUGACAGCAAGAUUAAACUCUUGGAUUGUCCUGGAAUUGUAUUUGAUCACUCGGAUUCGAGUGCGCUACUACUUCGAAAUUGUAUCAACACGGAAUUAAUGGAGGAUCCAAUUGGGGCGGUUCAAGUAUUGCUUACACGCUGCCAGCCCGUGCAGCUCGCAGAGCUUUACAAGUUGCCGGUUGAUACAAUAUCCAAAUGUUUUCAAGAUGCCGUCCAGUUUCUUGUCCUUGUGGCACAGUCUAAGGGAAAACUAGGCAAAGGAGGCAUUCCUGACCGUCACGCGGCUGCUCGCAUUGUAUUGCAAGACUGGAAUCGUGGUAAGCUACCAUACUUUACACCACCACCGGAUCAAAGCGUCCAAGUGCUUGACACGCAACUGGUGACGGCUUUUGGACAGGAAUUUGAUGUCACCGAUGAGCAGCUGAAUCCUACAAGCAUUUUCCUCCCGAACUCGUCUACUCCUUCCGGCGGUAAUGGUCCUCAGUGUUCUCUAUCUGUGACCAACAGUGGUAGUGGUGACGUACUAAUGGGAUCAGAGACACCAGCAAGCGCGCCAUCGAUUGCUUCCGUUCGUAUUAACCGCUUGCUGGACAGCGAUUCCGACUCUGAUUCCGUCAUGUCGGAUUUGGUCGACGAUAGCGCCGACAUUGGUGAAUGGAGGCUGCCUCCUAGCACUUUGUCGACCCAAGAGCUGGCAGUCAAGCUCGCACAGGAUGCUUUGAACCCACAAACGGCUAUGGCGGCUCGACGAAAGGCCAAGCAGUGGCGCAAACUAAAGAGACGUGCAGCUCGACAGCAACUUGGAACAGAAGCCGAAUCAUCAAUCAGUGAACAGUUUGGCAGUAUGAUGGGUAUUGCAGCGCCUACACCUGCGAUUUCUUACACGACACAAUAG
Molecule: messenger RNA, 1740 nt
Organism: Plasmopara halstedii
Lineage: Eukaryota; Oomycota; Peronosporomycetes; Peronosporales; Peronosporaceae
Product: guanine nucleotide-binding 3
Exons: 1
Coding region: 1-1740 (579 amino acids)
Cellular component (GO): nucleolus
Molecular function (GO): GTP binding
Source: RefSeq, a predicted model, not a curated record